Perognathus longimembris pacificus (Pacific pocket mouse) is the source of this 3064-nucleotide messenger RNA. RefSeq names its product epithelial splicing regulatory protein 1 (gene Esrp1). Gene Ontology annotation, cellular component: ribonucleoprotein complex; nucleoplasm. Gene Ontology annotation, molecular function: mRNA binding. Lineage: Eukaryota; Metazoa; Chordata; Mammalia; Rodentia; Heteromyidae. The coding region runs from base 438 to 2483 and encodes 681 amino acids. The transcript is spliced from 16 exons. Gene Ontology annotation, biological process: regulation of RNA splicing. The record is from RefSeq and is a predicted model, not a curated record.
CUGCCACGUCGUGGUUUGAAGGAGCCAAUGGGCCCGCGCCGCCAGGUGUCUCUUACCUGCACCACGUGGGGGAGGGGAAGGGGCGGGCAGGUAGAGCCACAUCCCAAAACAGAAAAGCUUUCAGCCAUUGCGCGCCUCCCGGGGGUGCAGCCCUGCUCCUGGCUUGGCCGAGGCGCACGGGCAAUUGAAUACAAAAAGGCCAGGCCUCUUCGCCCUCCUUCCCACCCCCCUUCCUGCCCUGGGCGUGGAGCACCGGCCGGGCCAGGUGUUGGCUGGGGUGGUUGGUUACCGCCUUUUGCACCGGCGGCUGCGAGGAGGGGGGUGGGCGCUCUUUCUUUUUCUCUAAGAAGAGGGGAAUUUUUUUUUUCAAGCCCAGGUUUUCUCGUUUUCGCCUCACCUCCUCCCGACCCCCCUUCUCCCCCUCCCCACCUAUCGUCAUGACGGCGUCUCCGGAUUACUUGGUGGUGCUUUUUGGGAUCACUGCGGGGGCCACCGGGGCCAAGUUGGGUUCGGAUGAGAAGGAGCUGAUCCUGCUGUUAUGGAAAGUCGUGGAUCUGGCGAACAAGAAGGUGGGACAGUUGCACGAAGUACUAGUUAGACCGGAUCAGUUGGAACUGACGGAGGAUUGUAAAGAAGAAACUAAAAUAGACGCCGAAAGCCUGGCCUCCGCGCCGCAGCUGGACCAAGCCCUCCGACAGUUUAACCAGUCAGUGAGCAAUGAACUGAAUAUUGGGGUAGGAACUUCCUUCUGUCUCUGUACUGAUGGACAACUUCAUGUCAGGCAAAUCCUGCACCCUGAGGCUUCCAAGAAGAAUGUAUUACUACCUGAAUGCUUCUAUUCCUUCUUUGAUCUUCGAAAAGAAUUCAAGAAAUGUUGCCCUGGCUCACCAGAUAUCGACAAACUGGAUGUUGCAGCAAUGACAGAGUGUUUAAACUUUGAGAAGAAUAGUUCAGUCUCCCCAUAUGGAGCCUCUCAAGUUGAAGAUAUGGGAAAUAUAAUUUUAGCAAUGAUUUCAGAGCCUUAUAAUCACAGAUUUUCAGACCCAGAGAGAGUAAACUACAAAUUUGAAAGUGGCACUUGCAGCAAGAUGGAACUUAUUGAUGAUAACACUGUAGUCAGGGCACGAGGCUUACCCUGGCAGUCUUCAGAUCAAGAUAUUGCAAGAUUCUUCAAAGGACUGAAUAUUGCCAAGGGAGGUGCAGCACUUUGUCUAAAUGCUCAAGGCCGGAGGAAUGGAGAAGCUCUGGUUAGGUUUGUGAGUGAGGAGCACAGAGACCUAGCACUGCAGAGGCACAAACAUCACAUGGGGAGCCGGUACAUUGAGGUUUACAAAGCCACAGGUGAAGAUUUUCUUAAAAUUGCUGGUGGAACAUCCAAUGAGGUUGCCCAGUUUCUCUCUAAGGAAAAUCAAGUGAUUGUCCGGAUGAGGGGGCUGCCUUUCACGGCCACAGCGGAGGAAGUGGUGGCCUUCUUCGGACAGCAUUGCCCCAUCACUGGAGGAAAGGAAGGCAUCCUUUUUGUCACCUACCCAGAUGGGCGGCCCACAGGUGAUGCUUUUGUGCUCUUUGCCUGUGAGGAGUAUGCGCAGAAUGCAUUGAGGAAGCACAAGGAGUUGCUGGGUAAAAGAUACAUUGAGCUUUUCAGGAGCACCGCAGCUGAAGUUCAGCAGGUGCUGAAUCGAUUCUCCUCUGCCCCUCUCAUCCCACUUCCAACCCCUCCGAUUAUUCCGGUACUACCUCAACAAUUUGUGCACCCUACCAAUGUUAGAGACUGUAUACGCCUUCGAGGUCUUCCCUAUGCGGCCACAAUAGAGGACAUCCUGGAGUUCCUGGGGGAGUUUUCCACAGAUAUUCGUACCCAUGGGGUUCACAUGGUAUUGAAUCACCAGGGCCGCCCAUCAGGAGAUGCCUUUAUCCAGAUGAAGUCUGCGGACAGAGCAUUUAUGGCUGCGCAAAAGUGUCAUAAAAAAACCAUGAAGGACAGAUAUGUUGAAGUCUUUCAGUGUUCAGCUGAGGAGAUGAACUUUGUGUUAAUGGGGGGCACUUUAAAUCGAAAUGGCUUAUCCCCACCGCCAUGUAAGUUACCAUGCCUGUCUCCUCCAUCCUACACAUUCCCAGCUCCAGCAGCAGUGAUUCCUACAGAAGCUGCCAUUUAUCAACCCUCUGUGCUUUUGAAUCCACGAGCAUUGCAGCCCUCCACAGCCUACUACCCAGCAGGCACUCAGCUCUUCAUGAACUACACAGCAUACUAUCCCAGCCCCCCAGGUUCGCCUAAUAGUCUUGGCUACUUCCCUACAGCUGCUAAUCUUAGCGGUGUUCCUCCACAGCCUGGCACGGUGGUCAGAAUGCAGGGCCUGGCCUACAAUACUGGAGUUAAGGAAAUUCUUAACUUCUUCCAAGGUUAUCAGUAUGCAACCGAGGAUGGACUUGUACACACAAGUGACCAGGCCAGGACUCUACCCAAAGAAUGGGUUUGUAUUUAAGGGUCCCAGCAGUUAGACCAUCCUCAGAAGAGAAGUGUUUGAAAGAUGUGUGAUGACCACAAAACCACCAGACACAAGAAUACUUCUAGCAAUUUUGGGGGAAGUUUGUCUACACUCAGGCUGCAGUAUUUCAGCAAACAUGAUUGGACAGUGGACCUGGCUUAUUUUUGUGCCUUAUUUUGAUGGAGUGAAAAUUUUGAGCCAGCAAAGCCAAAUCCUAAUAUCAGCAUGCCUGGCUCCUUGCUGAUUGCAGAUAGGCAUUUAAAUGUGAACUUGAGAUCAGAUGUCUCUAUUACUUCCAGCUAAUGUGGCAUCAUAGCUAUUCCUAAGCUUAAGUCUUUGAUUAAAAACAGUCUAGUAGUGUGUCUACCACUAACUGUCAUGUAAGUUUUUUCUUAUGUAUUCCCAAUUUUCUGUCUCCCAUUUCUGUACAAUCAUGCCCUUUUGCUGAGUAAAUGAAGCAUAAGGUCCUAGAAUAUUUAAAUCACAAACUUAAGAAAAGGAAUAAAACUAAUAUUUUCCCAACCUCUUAGCUAUCAUAAUGUCUUACAGGCUAAAACACACACACACACACACACACA